Actinia tenebrosa (Australian red waratah sea anemone) is the source of this 4276-nucleotide messenger RNA. RefSeq names its product coatomer subunit alpha. Gene Ontology annotation, molecular function: structural molecule activity; protein binding. Gene Ontology annotation, biological process: endoplasmic reticulum to Golgi vesicle-mediated transport; intra-Golgi vesicle-mediated transport; intracellular protein transport. Lineage: Eukaryota; Metazoa; Cnidaria; Anthozoa; Actiniaria; Actiniidae. Gene Ontology annotation, cellular component: COPI vesicle coat. The record is from RefSeq and is a predicted model, not a curated record.
ACACAUGUCUAAAGUGACGUGGCGACCGCCAUCUUUGUUGGCAGAACUCGAAGUCUUUCUUGAUCUUUCCUCCUAAUUGUCCUUUACUUCUCACAGGCAUACAACCAUUCGAAUAGGCCCUAAAGCUCAAAGUACUCUUUCUUUAGAGGUCUGAGUUCUUUGGAGUGGUUCGAUCUGAACUAUGUUGACAAAAUUCGAAACUAAGUCAGCCCGAGUUAAAGGGUUAUGCUUUCACCCGAAGAGGCCAUGGGUGCUUGCCAGUCUACAUAAUGGUGUUAUACAACUAUGGGAUUAUCGGAUGUGUACACUGUUGGAGAGAUUUGAUGAGCAUGAUGGUCCUGUAAGAGGAAUUCAUUUUCACGAUGUCCAGCCACUUUUUGUGUCUGGGGGAGAUGACUAUAAAAUCAAGGUUUGGAAUUAUAAGCAGAAGCGCUGUCUCUUCACAUUACUAGGCCAUUUGGAUUAUAUCCGAACAACUUUCUUUCACCAUGAAUAUCCUUGGAUUCUCAGUUGUUCUGAUGACCAAACAAUUAGAAUUUGGAACUGGCAGUCAAGAACAUGCAUAUGUGUGUUGACAGGCCAUAACCAUUAUGUCAUGUGUGCACAAUUCCAUCCAUCUGAAGAUCUAGUGGUAUCUGCUUCUCUUGAUCAAACUGUCAGAGUGUGGGAUAUGUCAGGUCUGCGUAAGAAGACUGUGGCUCCAGGUGCUAGUGGUUUAGAUGAUCAUCUCAAAAGCCCAGGACAUACAGACCUCUUUGGGCAGUCAGAUGCCAUAGUCAAGCAUGUACUUGAGGGUCAUGAUAGAGGUGUAAACUGGGUUGCAUUUCAUCCCACCAUGCCUCUGAUAGUGUCUGGAGCAGAUGAUAGACAGGUCAAAUUGUGGAGGAUGAAUGACUCCAAAGCUUGGGAAGUGGAUACAUGCCGUGGACACUACAACAAUGUGUCAUGUGUUCUUUUCCAUCCAAGACAAGAACUUAUGUUGAGUAAUUCUGAGGACAAAAGCAUCAGAGUUUGGGACUUGUCCAAGAGGACUGGUGUUCAGACAUUCCGAAGGGAACAUGACCGUUUCUGGGCAAUAGCAGCUCAUCCUACUUUGAACUUAUUUGCUGCUGGUCAUGAUAGUGGCAUGAUUGUGUUCAAGCUUGAAAGAGAACGACCAGCUUAUGCUGUACAUGGAAAUACUUUGUAUUACGUCAAAGAUCGUUAUCUUAGGAUUUAUGAAUUUGGUACCUCCAAAGAUGUUCCAGUAAUGCAGUUCAAGAAGAAUUCUUCACGUACCCCAGUUUAUUCCUUGUCAUAUAAUCCUGCCGAGAAUUGUGUACUUGUCUGCACGAAUGCAACGAAUCCAGAAAACUGUGUCUAUGAAGUGCAUGCAGUGCCAAAGCAAAUAGAUAGUAGCAACCCUGAAGUGUCAGAGGGAAAGCGAGCAGCAGGUUUGACUGCAGUAUGGGUAGCUCGUAACAGGUUUGCUGUCCUGGACAGGACUCACACCCUGCUUAUCAAGAACUUGAAGAAUGAAGUGACAAAGAAAGUCACUACUCCAAACUGUGACAUGAUCUUCUAUGCUGGCACUGGAAGUCUUCUACUAAGAGAUCCUGACUCCAUUACAUUGUUUGAUGUCCAGCAAAAGAGAUCAUUGGCUUCAGUUAAGAUAAGCAAAGUUCGUUAUGUGGUUUGGUCCCCUGAUAUGUCCCAUGUUGCUCUUCUCAGCAAACACAUCGUUGCUGUCUGCAAUCGGAAACUGGAGUGUCUUAGCACAAUUCAUGAGAAUAUCCGUGUGAAGAGUGGUGCCUGGGAGGAGAGCGGUGUGUUUGUAUACACUACAAGCAAUCACAUUAAAUAUGCAUUAACAAAUGGUGAUCAUGGAAUCAUAAGGACUUUAGAUUUACCUAUCUAUAUCACCAGAGUUAAGGGAAGCAGUGUGUACUGUCUGGACAGAGAAUGCAAGACCAGAGUACUGGGUAUUGAUCCUACGGAAUUCAAGUUUAAACUGGCACUGAUUCAUCGUAAAUAUGAUGAGGUGCUUCACAUGGUCAGGAAUGCCAAACUUGUUGGACAGUCCAUCAUUUCUUACUUACAAAAGAAAGGAUAUCCUGAGGUGGCUCUUCACUUUGUAAAAGAUGAGAAGACAAGAUUUGGUCUUGCACUUGAGUGUGGAAACAUUGAGGUUGCAUUAGACGCAGCUAAGGCCUUAGAUGACAAGGCAUGCUGGGAAAGAUUGGGUGCAGCAGCCCUGAGACAAGGAAAUCAUCAGGUUGUUGAGAUGGCUUACCAAAGAACCAAGAACUUUGAUAAGCUUUCAUUCUUGUACCUCAUCACUGGGAACAUUGAGAAACUGCAAAAAAUGCAGAAAAUCGCUGAGAUACGUAAGGAUAUGAGUGGACAGUACCACAAUGCCUUGUACACUGGUGAUGUAGAAGAAAGGGUGAAGAUACUAAAGGCUCUUGGGCAAGGUCCUUUAGCUUAUUUGACUGCUGCAACUCAUGGGCUGACUGAAGAUGCAGAAGAUGUCAAGUCAACUUUUGAACUUAAUCCAGACACUUUACCUCAAGUUAACCCCAAUGCAAAACUACUACAGCCUCUUGUACCAAUUCUACAAAAUGAAGGCAACUGGCCUCUUCUUACAGUCAGCAAGACCUUCUUUGAAGGAGCUAUGGCUGCCAAAGCAGGAGGAGCAUCGUUGGCUGCUGUUGAUGAUGUUGGUGAAGCAGCAGCUGAAGGAUGGGGAGAAGAUGCAGAAUUAAUCAUUGAUGAAGAAGGAGGUUUUGGAGAAGAUGAAGGUAUUGAAGGUGUUGGAGAGGAGGAAGAAGGAGGUGGAUGGGAUGUUGGUGAUGAUGACUUAGAACUACCAGCUGACUUGGAUGUUGGUCCUGUUGUUCCAUCUGGAGAAGAAGGAUAUUUUGUACCUCCAAGCAAGGGCACAAGCCAAGCACAAGUAUGGUGCAAUAACUCACACCUUGCAGUUGAUCAUAUCCUUGGAGGCUCAUUUGAGAGUGCCAUGAGGCUUCUUCAUGAUCAAGUUGGAGUGGUGAAUUUCGAACCACUGAAGCCAUUGUUUAUGUUAGCUUACUCACGAUCAAGAACAGCCAUCAUUGCUGGUCCUGCUCUACCAAACUUGUUUGGAUAUCCUCAUAGAAACUGGAAAGAGGCUGGAGCUCGCAAUGGCUUACCUGCUGUUGGACUCAAAUUGAAUACCUUAGUACAACGUUUACAGGCUGCAUACCAGUUGACCACUGGUGGUAAAUUCCAGGAAGCCUCCGUCAAGUUGCAGGAAAUUCUCCUGAGUGUUCUACUGACGGUUGUUGACACCAAACAAGAAGUUAGUGAAGCUCAGCAGUUACUUGGCAUAUGUCGUGAAUACAUCUUAGGAUUACAGAUGGAAACAAAGAGGAAGACAAUGCCUAAGAGUAAUCUUGAAGAACAAAAGCGUGUGUGUGAGAUGGCUGCAUACUUUACUCAUUGUAAUCUACAACCAGUACAUCAAAUUCUUACCCUAAGGACUGCACUCAACCUCUUCUUUAAGCUCAAGAAUUUCAAGACUGCUGGAUCAUUUGCCCGUCGUUUAUUGGAGCUUGGUCCUCGACCUGAUGUAGCCACGCAGACUAGAAAGGUAUUGCAAGCCUGUGACAAGAACCCAACAGAUGCACAUCAACUACAGUAUGAUGAACAUAACCCAUUCUCCGUCUGUGGUUUAUCCUACAAACCUUUGUACAGAGGUAAACCCCAAGAAAAGUGCCCAUUGUGUCAGACCAGCUAUUGCCCUGAGUUUAAAGGCAUUGUGUGCGAAGUAUGCAAGGUUGCUGAAGUUGGCAAGGAUACGAUUGGACUAAGAAUCAGCCCAAUACAGUUCCGCUAGACCAUGUGACAAAUGAUAGCAAAAAAAUUGAUCUCAUAAGCCAAGAGAAAAAGAUAUCAGUAAUAUCAGUAUUCCCCUUAGAAACACCACUAGGAUAUGUAUAAAGGGCAGCAGCACAGAUGAUAUUGCUUUAGGAAUUAAACAAAUACCAUGAAUAUUUUACAGUACAGUAAAUGAUGAAAUAAUUACUGUUAAACUACUACAUUAUAAGAAUAUGGAACCUCAUGUGGCCAAUAGGUAAAAGAACGUGAAAUUAGUAGUCAAAUUAGGUCUUGUAAUCAAUGUUUUAGGGCUCAAGUUGGGUUCUUGUUUUUCAAACAGUAUGAAAAUAAAGUUAGUAUAAAAUUGAGUUAUUCCCUAAUGGAGUUUUCAUUUUGUAAGUCUGAAAAUUUGCCAAAAAAUAAAAAUACAAAAUUUUAA